AUGGCCAAGCUCAUGAAAAAACAAAUGUUGUAUAAUGAUCCUUAUUAUGGUGACUUUUCUCUUGAUGUGCUGCGUAUGAGUCGUCAUGCUGUUCAACGAGCCAAAGAACGGAAAAUUCCUGCAGCAGAACUCUUGCAAUCGCGGAGUUCCAUCAAUGCGUACGUCGAUAAGGUUGUAAGCAAAAGUGGUGUAGUUAUAACUGCUUAUCCACGAUCCCAAAAUAACUCUCAUUACUAUGAACUACCUGAAAAUGGUAAACGUUUUACGUUUCCAAAAAAUGGUAUUGGUCUAUUUAUUGGUAAACAACAUGCAAAUAUCAAACGUACUCAAGCUGAAUAUAAUUUGAAGUCACUUUAUUUUGAUAAAAAUGAUGAUCUCAUUGCCGUCACCCGAGUGAGCGAUUACGAUUGGACAUUAGUAGAGAAGAUGAUUGAAAAAGCAUGCAAACGAAAAUAUAAACCAAAAAAGUAG
Molecule: messenger RNA, 471 nt
Organism: Rotaria socialis
Lineage: Eukaryota; Metazoa; Rotifera; Eurotatoria; Philodinida; Philodinidae
Source: the annotation of a GenBank genome assembly